AUGUCUCACUUGAGUGAAAGAGAUGUCUUAGCCAAAACCAUUUACGCCGAAGCUAGAGGCGAGCCCGACGAGGGACAGAGGGCCGUCGGUCACGUGAUCAGGAAUAGAGCAGAAAAAAACCGCGACUACUGGGGCGGUAGUACUAUAGGGGUGUGCGUCAAACACCAACAAUUCGAAUGUUGGAACGGAAGGAGUGACAUUGACAUCCACGAACCACAAGCGUACCAAAAAGCGCAGAGAAUUGCGGAUGAGGUUUUGUCAUCUGGGGACCAUGACCCCUCGCGGGGAUCCACCCAUUACAACAAUCCAGACAAAGAGGACCCAGAGUGGGCGAGAAAGAUUCCGAAAACUGUUAAGAUUGGGAAUCAUCAGUUUUAUGAGUAA
Molecule: messenger RNA, 384 nt
Organism: Folsomia candida
Lineage: Eukaryota; Metazoa; Arthropoda; Collembola; Entomobryomorpha; Isotomidae
Product: spore cortex-lytic enzyme
Exons: 1
Coding region: 1-384 (127 amino acids)
Molecular function (GO): hydrolase activity
Source: RefSeq, a predicted model, not a curated record